ACAACCUUGAUCACAUAAUCAAGCCACAGUCGACCAAGAAUGCUUUGAUGCAGUAAAUACAUGAAAGCAGGAUCAAAACACACGAAUACAAUGUCACGUUAACUGAAAUAAAUUCAAUUAAAGUUGAAUUUAACAAGAAACAAUACCACUAUCCUUUUAAAACGACUAUUACACGUAAGACACCAGACCAGAAACAGACGAAUAGUUCAUUACUUUUCUCAAUCAAAUUUUGAGGGCUUCAGGCUAGAAUUAUGAUAGGCGCAUUUAGCGAAGCGUGCGUUGCAUCCUGCUCGUGAUGUGUUUACCAGAGUUUAGACCACAGUAUAUUAUCAUCUAAUGAGAAUUUGACAACACUGUUUUCCGUUACAUCAGCUAAUCAACGUUUAGUUAAUUGAAGAACUUACUGGAAAAUCUUGUAGAUCAAACCGAUAUUAGUCAUAUAAAAUACAACCAAAUCAUCCUUUGUGCCUGUCGUCAGAUUCUAAAGUCUUCCUUCCUAUUUUUUUUCUUCAAAUUUAUAUAGUUUAGCACACUUUUACCUUCGUUGUUCUAAAUUAAUAAGCAAUUUGAGCUGCACAAGAACUCACUGUUUAAUGUUAGUAUUAUUUCUUUUGACUUAUUUUAAGCACAUCUAUUCGAAUUCAGUCUAUUUCUAGUGUCGCUGUCCGAUGACAUGUUUGUGACUUGAUUGAGUGAGGCAAAUGAUCUAUCAAUUUUAACGGUUGGUCAUCAGUUGAUUUUAAAUUAGCCAUUCUUUAUUUCUUUCUGCAGUAAAUUUGUUCUAUUCUGAAUGUAUACUCUGAUUGUAUUAUUUUAUUUGUAUUUACUUGAAGGUAUACCAUAUGGUGUUCAGUCACGAUUUCUACCUCUUAUAUUUCGCAAUAAAGGUCUUUCACUUACUUCAUUAGGUCUACAUAAACUUCUUCAUAUUCCUUGGUUACUUAAAAGCUUUUAUGCUCCGGUAAUUGAUAGACAUGUGAACAAAAGAGUAUGGUUAUUUAUCAGUUUCAGUGGUUUGUUUUUUUGUACAGUCUUGUUAUUUCACGAAAGUGAACAAUUGGUCAAUGGAAACAAUUAUUUCAUGUUCACUAUUUCUUUUUGUCUUUUUAUGUACAAUUUUUGGGCAGCUUCACAAGACAUUACUGUUGAUUCACUGACCUUGUCCACCUUAGCAUCUAAUCAAAUCUCUUUAGGGAAUACUAUACAAGUUGUUGGUUACAAAUGUGGAGCUAUUAUUGGCGGUGGAUUUCUUGCUUGGUUAUCAGCUUUUGUAGAAAUUAGUUAUCUUUUCAUAUCACUUAGUUGCUUAUAUGCUAGUGGAAUGUGCUUUUGUUUGAUUGGAAGGUUUUGGAAAUUUUGUAAUGUCAAACAGUUUCACGAAAAAACGUACAUUCAAGUAAAUGAGAAUGAGAAUUCAGACGAUGAACGAGAUUUAACUAUUGUGUCAAAACAAUAUUCGUACACAAAAGCUUUCAAAAUUGCCCUGGGUGAUUCAGGUGGUUCGCGUUGUCUUAUUGUUCUUCUAUUGAUUUAUAAACUUGGAGAACAAGGAUCUAUGAAUAUGUUACCUUUGAUGCUUUUAGAUAGAGGAUUUUCUUUAUCUAAAGUUGGAUUUUGGACUGGUGUUGUUGGACAGUUGGCAUCUAUAAUUGGGUCUACAUCUGGAUAUUAUAUUCAGAAAAAGCUCAGAUCUCCACUGACUUCAGUUCUAAGUCUGAUGAUAAUUCGUGCUUGUCUACAGUUCCCUCUAACAAUGAUUGCUUUCAAAUCUAUUUGGACAAGUGCACCUAACGUUUCAUUCUGGAUAGGUUGUUUAUUGAUGGAUAGUUUACUAGUUGUAAGUGGAGGGAUUACAACAAUUAUGUUCACUUUGAUGAUGCAUUGUACAUGUUCUGAAACAUCUAAAGCUUAUCAAGCAACUCAUUAUUCUAUAUUAAGUACGGCAGAAUUAUUGGGGAAACUUUUAUUUAGUACAAUAGCUGCAUAUUUUACAGAUUUAUUCGGAUAUGGAAUUGCUUAUUUAUGCUUUUUAAUUUUAUCUAUACUUCCAAUUCUAUAUGUUUAUAAAUACUCUGGGAAAUUUCGAUUUCUUCCCUAAAUAGUUAUCUAACUCGAUUCAGUUUACUUGCUAAUUACAAAAGGUUGAAACAAUCUGAAAUUGUUGACUAUGUAAAUAAAUGAAAUUGGAUUGUGCCAAAUAAACUAAAAAAAAUUCGAGUUGAAAGUUUUUUUAAGCUCAUGCUACUCACUAGAGGAACAGUUUUUAUUUUACAAAGAAGGAAAUCUAUACGAAAUUAUAAGUAAAUUAAUUAUUUGGUUAAUGUUGUGUGAGCUACUUAUAUUCACAUAAGUAGUAUAUGGUGAUGGUCGAGCAAAGAAUGUAUUUUUGUAAAUGAUCGAUAAGGAAAGAAUAAGAACGAAGCGCAAUCAGUAUGAAAAUGCAUGAACAAUGAGAUCAGAGAAGAUGGACUGAUAUUUACACAAAUAACAGUAAAGAUUGAAACCGUUUGUUUUAUAUUUUGCAAAUUAACUGUUUGCUGUAUGGUUAUCAGAAUUUAGUGAGAUAGUUUGUAAUUUGUGUUUAAAUACAUUCAAUUAUCCCCACUCGUGUUCUUGUUCACUACACUAGUAGUAGGGAAAAAUUCAUUUAUUCUAUAGUUUAUCUACUUACAUCUGAUUGUAAUUGUAUUGUGAUUGUUUUUUUUUUCAUUGGAUAACUCCAUUACUUUCUUUUCUAUUAAUGUUUGAUAGUAUGGAUAUGUUAUUUUUUGACCUUACAUUAAACUGUAAUUGACCUAUUUUGUAAUAUAUGGGAUAUUUCUUCAUUUUUGGGCUUUCUAAAAUAUAUAUUCGUUUGUAAUUGGUUGUUGACUUUUAUCAAUAAAGUAUAAGUUUAAGCGAAUUUAGUUUCCAUUUGAUAUCUAAUUUUGCACAGUUUGUUACGUAAUCCAGACUUUAAAUAAAUUUCUAGUGACUUGAGUUAUUACAUUAUUGAUACUAUAACUGAAUUUAGACCACUCAGUCAAUCACAACGUAGAACUUCGUACGUA
Molecule: messenger RNA, 3050 nt
Organism: Schistosoma rodhaini
Lineage: Eukaryota; Metazoa; Platyhelminthes; Trematoda; Strigeidida; Schistosomatidae
Source: the annotation of a GenBank genome assembly